Molecule: messenger RNA, 1594 nt
Organism: Gadus morhua (Atlantic cod)
Lineage: Eukaryota; Metazoa; Chordata; Actinopteri; Gadiformes; Gadidae
Exons: 5
Coding region: 178-939 (253 amino acids)
Source: RefSeq, a predicted model, not a curated record
UGUCGGUGGCCUGCGAAAACUUCCAGACGGUGGUCUCAUGGAAUUACAGCCAGCAGGUCCCAGAACCCCUCUUCCGCGUGUACAUCAUCUCGCAGACCAUCGACAGGCACAUUGGAUCUUCCUCAAGUGGAGGUGCUUGUGAACGGCCAAGUGGCCACCGUUACCUUCCCUAACCCCAUGAGGAUCCACCCAGAGCUCAAAUGGGCCGCAGGCCUCGAGACGGACCCUCUCUGCCUUACCUUUGAUGUCACUGAAAACAAUGUUACACAACGGGGUAAGUGCCUUGUACAAAAUGAAAUGUGCAAGUUGGAUUUCACGCUGCCUUCCAAAAAGGAAAAGCACUGCCUCUCAUUAAACGCUUGGCUCAAGAACGAUAUUCACAAGAUGAGGUUCAACCACAAAGACCCCACCUGUGGCCGGCAGGAAUCUGUGGAAGAACCCUACUUGCUGUUCCUGGCACUGCUGCUGGCGUUGUUCAUUUUAGUGGUCUGCAGCGUGGGCUUCAUGGUCUGGAAAAGCAAGGCUUGGUUCCUUAAGUCACAAUCUUUACCCCCAACCCUGGAUCCAAAUUCUUGGUCCAACCUGCAGCAGAACAUCAUGGACCCGGAGAGCGAAAGGGCGGGUUUCCUCAGGGCCAAUGGGCAAAGCAGUCCAUCAGUGGUCAUUACCCAGAGACCAUUGGACCCUGCACACGGGCUGACAGAGGCGAACGACCAGGAAACCCUGUCGGUUGACCUAUCGUCAGAGAGUCCUGGGGACAGUUGUCCCGGUGCCCUGUACAGUGCUAGGUUCGACGGGUCAGAGGACGACCCAGAAGAGGAGGAUCCUGAGCAGGAGGAGGACGAGGUUGAACGCGAACCGGUGUUGGAGUACGACCGACCCCAUUUCCCUUCCCUUGACAUGGGAGACAGGGACAUGGUUCAUACCUAUGGCCUGUAGCACAGAGCACCGCACACGCACCAUUUUGAUUGUGAUCCGGACUCGUUUUGAAAACUUGGUAUGUAGGGUACCUGCUGGACAGGUCUAACCAACGCAAAGUAACGUGUUUCGCCAAAACACGUGAUAACAGCCGACUCAAGCACACCAUCAUGCCUGGAGGGCCCCUUAUUUUAAUUACUAGCUACAGCUAAUUCCCCAGCCCCCUCCCCCAAGAGGCCUAUGGGCUUUUCACCUUGGGGCCAUCUUGGAUUAAACGCUAGCUGGAGGGAUGGAACUGAAUUCAGUACAAGGUUCAUAUAGGAUUCAGGAGCCAACAUUCUCUGGCCCCGACAAAUUUUAUGACAUUAUGCUCUUAGUUAAUGGUCCACCAGAGCUUGUUAACAUUGAAGAACCAAGGGUUGGAGUGAGUGUGCCAGCCCUCAGAAACCAGUGCCGCACCCUUUAUCUCUGUUAAGCAUUGUUUCUAAAUGCCUCCUGGGUUAUAGUGUACGUAAGGAAGGGCGUGCAGACCAAAGAGGAAUGCAAACGUAGGUAUCUUGCUAAUCAGGAUAGUCAAGAGUCCAGGUCUGAAGCAAUGAUUUUACCUUCCUGGUAUUUAUUUUUAGUCGCAUUGUAUAUUCUGAUGAAGGUUACUAAUAAAAAGUGAUUUCUUAAA